This is a messenger RNA of Ornithorhynchus anatinus (platypus), 1915 nucleotides long. It is a transcript of the gene IFRD1, whose product is annotated as interferon related developmental regulator 1. Gene Ontology annotation, cellular component: nucleus. The transcript has 12 exons. Lineage: Eukaryota; Metazoa; Chordata; Mammalia; Monotremata; Ornithorhynchidae. The record is from RefSeq and is a predicted model, not a curated record. The coding region runs from base 471 to 1676 and encodes 401 amino acids.
GGAGCCCGGGUUUAGGCCAGAGCCUCUCAGAGAAUGGUGGCCGUGGAUUGCGCUCACUGAUUCUGGAUGUGCCCGACCUGAAGGUAGUGAGUGUGCGGUCAUACGACCCGAAGCCGACCCUGUGGGAUUUUUGGCAGACACCUCCAGGACCUAGAGAUUUUCUUGACGGAUACCCCGAUUCUCUCCACCGCCUCAGUUGGCUUCUCUUCCCCAGGCAUUGUAAACGUGGUGCCGGUUCCGGGCCGUGAGUCUGGGAAGCGAGAACUGAGGUGGAGGGAGACGGUUUUUAAAGUAAAAAUACCAGACGUGAGGGUCGGAUACCUUAUCGGUCCUGUGUGGGGAGAGCCCAACUGCAAACUGGAUGGGCGAGAUCCGGCCGUGGUGCUCGUCGCUUACUGCAGUGCUCUGCACGGAGUGGCCAACCCAGAAAUGUGCAGCCUUUCAGUGAUGAGGAUGCAUCAAUUGAGACAAUGAGCCACUGCAGUGGUUUCAGCGAUCCUGCUAGCUUUGCUGAGGACGCUCCCGAUGCCCUUGAUGAAGAAGGAACUCAAGAAGAUAUAGAGUACAGGUUGAAGGGAUUCAUUGACCUUACAUUCGACAAGAGUGCGAAGACGAGGCAGGCAGCUCUUGAAGGCCUUAAAAAUGCCCUGGUUUCUAAGAUGCUUUAUGAGUUUAUUCUGGAGCGAAGAAUGACUUUAACUGAUAGCAUUGAACGCUGCCUGAAGAAAGGCAAGAGUGAUGAACAGCGGGCGGCUGCAGGUCUGGCCUGUGCUCUCUGUGUACAGCUGGGGCCCGGGAUCGAAAGUGAAGAGGUUUUAAAGACCCUGGGGCCCAUCCUAAAGAAAAUAAUUAGCGAUGGAACGGCCACGAUCCCGGCUAGACAAGCGUGUGUAACCUGCUUUGGGGUUUGCUGUUUUAUUGCCAUGGAUGACAUCACGGAGCUGUAUUUAACUAUGGAGUGCUUGGAAAAUAUCUUCACCAAGUCCUACCCCAAAGAGAAAGACUGCAACGGCAUUUGCAGCUCUCCCAACACGGCGCUUCAUAUCAGCGCUCUGCUCGCGUGGACGUUGCUUUUGACCAUCUGCCCCAUUAAUGAAGUGAAGAAGAAGCUUGAAAUGCAUUUGCACAAACUCCCAGGCCUGCUUGCUUGUGAUGAUGUUAACAUGAGAAUUGCUGCUGGAGAAACCUUGGCCCUUCUCUUUGAACUGGCAAGAGGGACAGACAGUGACUUUUUUUAUGAAGACAUGGAGCCGUUGACGCAGACGCUCCGAGCUUUGGCCACAGAUGGGAACAAGCACAGGGCCAAGGUUGACAAGAGAAAGCAGCGCUCUGUCUUCAGGGAUGUCCUGAGAGCCGUGGAGGAACGCGAUUUUCCAACAGAAACUGUUAAAUUUGGGCCUGAGCGGAUGUACAUUGACUGCUGGGUCAAAAAACACACAUAUGACACCUUUAAGGAGGUGCUGGGAUCAGGAAUGCAGUAUCAUCUGCAGUCGAAUGAGUUCCUCCGGAAUGUAUUUGAACUUGGCCCCCCCGUGAUGCUCGACGCGGCAGCUCUGAAAACCAUGAAGAUUUCCCGCUUUGAGAGGCAUUUGUACAAUUCGGCUGCUUUCAAAGCACGGACAAAGGCCAGGAGCAAGUGUCGGGACAAGAGAGCGGACGUGGGGGAGUUCUUCUAGGAUUUCACGCUUGCCAUCAACAGCUGGAGACCACUCACUUCCUCGUUGCUGAUUCCUGAUCUAACUACCACUUGUGUGACUGCUAAAAUAUUUCAGAGUUUUUAAUCUUAGCUAACCUUUAUAACAAGGUUUGAUUUCCUGACACCGUGGAAUGCGCAUUAUUUGCAGGUGUGAAUUCUAAUUAUUGAUGCUUCUUUGUACAUAGAAUUACUAGCCUUUAAUAAAGUCAAUCGAAAGAA